AUGUUUAAAAUAUUUCAAAAUAUUGUUGAUGAAAUACCUUUGGAAGAUAAUAUAUCUAAAAAUUUAAAUUUUACUACAGAAAAUUCCUUAUUUAGAGAUUCUAAUAAGGUUGAAAAUAAAAUUAAUAGAAACAAUGUGAAUCAAAACCCUGUAUAUAAUUCACCAAAUUCAAUAUUUGAAAACUGCAAAAAGAAUAAUGAGGAUUUAGAUGCUGAUGAUUUUGAAGAUUAUCCUAUGGAAACUGUAAAUAAUCAAAUAUAUCCAACAGAUACAAGAAAUCAAUAUUUCCAAGUUGUACCCUCAUCAAUUAUGAGUACUUCGAAUCAAAAAUACGUCAAAUUUAAUACUGAAAAUGUUAACAGAAAACGCUCAAAUCCUUCUAAACGUCCUUCCAAUAUCCACCAACCUCAAUCACCAACUUCUUUAUCAAGAUUAACCUCAGCAAAACCAUAUUAUAGACAGCCAGUGUUACCACAAACAGUGGUAUCAAAAUCUACAAGAUAUAAUAAUUCCAGCUUUAAUAAUGAUGGAUUCCAAAUUUGUGCCUCAAAUGUAAAACAAAAUCAAAAUUUUGAUUUGGAGAAAGAAUUAAAAGAAAUUGAUGAAAUGAAUGAUGCUAUUGAUAAGUUAUUUUAA
Molecule: messenger RNA, 636 nt
Organism: Strongyloides ratti
Lineage: Eukaryota; Metazoa; Nematoda; Chromadorea; Rhabditida; Strongyloididae
Exons: 2
Coding region: 1-636 (211 amino acids)
Source: RefSeq, a predicted model, not a curated record